UAAAAAACAGGAAGCAUAAGGAAAAUCAGAAGAGGAUGCUGAAAAGAACGAGUAGUGGAGGUCACUGGAUGAACGGCAUGGCUCGCAGCAUCUCCUACAUAACUGGUUCUCAGCUUCUCUCUGUCAGACGCCAACCAAAUAUUGCCAUUAUUGAUGUCAGAGACGACGAGCGGAGUUAUGAUGGCCACAUCGCUGGGUCUCUUCAUUUCGCUAGCGACUCUUUCUCGGAAAACAUCUCGAAUCUCAUUCGGCAAGUCAAUGGCAAAGACACCCUUGUCUUCCACUGCGCUCUGAGUCAGGUUCGUGGCCCAACUUGUGCUCGAAGGUUAGCCAAUUAUCUUGAGGACUUCAAAGAAGAUACUGGAAUAAAGAACAUAAUGGUCCUGGAGCGGGGCUUCAAUGGAUGGGAAUCUUCGGGAAGGCCUGUCUGUCGCUGCAGUGAUGUUCGUUGCAAGGGCGAGGGUGCUUGAUGGAAGGCUUGUUUUAAGGUCGGGAUCCAAGCAUGAUGUCUUGCUUCUAGUACGUGCUCCCGUUUACGUUCACAGAGGAAUAAUAUGAUUACAUUAUCGUCACUUUAUUAUGGAAGUCAUGUAUGUUUGUGAGAUAUCUGUUGCUCGAGAUAUCAUGGCAUACAAAUGAGGCAAAGAAUUUAAAAGCCAUUCCCUUUCUUUCUCAA
Prosopis cineraria is the source of this 676-nucleotide messenger RNA. Its product is annotated as dual specificity phosphatase Cdc25. Gene Ontology annotation, molecular function: protein tyrosine phosphatase activity. The transcript is spliced from 3 exons. Gene Ontology annotation, cellular component: cytoplasm; nucleus. NCBI's taxonomy places the organism in Eukaryota, Viridiplantae, Streptophyta, Magnoliopsida, Fabales, Fabaceae. The record is from RefSeq and is a predicted model, not a curated record. The coding region runs from base 36 to 470 and encodes 144 amino acids.